GAACACACGUUUAAUUUCAUACACCCUUACGUUUUUACACGAACAUGUAGUUAAUGUGUAGCAAAUGUUUAGUUACUUGCCAUGUAAAAAUAGACAUUUUUGUUGACCUUUUUUGUUUUAUUUUGUAAAAGGAGUCCUUAAGUGAAAAAAUUGAUUCAUCAAUCGGAUAAAAUUAUAUGUUAAGCGCUGCCCAUUGGCAGCGUCUGUUUGUGUACGCCAAGACGCGAAUUGGCCGAUAAACGCGAUGAAUGUUGAAACUCUAGAAUUCAAAUUACAAGAACAAACAUUUGCUGAACGCGCAAAUGCUGAAAAGUUGAAACAUGUUAGUAAUACUAAAAGCAAGCACGCAAGCACGAAACCUGAAUAGUACCAUAGUGAUAUAAUAUACAUACAUAUGUAUGUAAAUGCAUGCAUAUGUGUGUAAUUGUUUGCUAAUCGUUGAAACUGGAAAACAAACAUUAAACUCACUUACCUAAGCCUUUACAUACCACAGCCAACACGUCAAGAUGGCCGUGCAACUGAAGCAUAAUUACCACCACCUGCCAUUGACUAUCACGCCGAUCCUGUGCCAGCCAGUGCUGAAGCCGGCUCCUAUGCCACCGAAGCCGGAGGCCCCCGACCUAACGUUCCACUGUAUGUGCUGCUCGGAGUACUUUGUGCAUCCCCUGGCCCUGUAUCAGCACAUGAACAGUCGGCAUCCAAACGAGCCAGCGCAAGAUCAGAAGCCAGGGGAGUCCCAGGAACAGCAGGCGGAGGAGGGCGAGGACUAUAGUUGGAUAUUCGAGCCAGUCUGCGAGCUGGAGGAACAAGAGCAGCAGUCACAGGCUGCCAGUAACGACAGCGACUCGUCGGACGACGACGACAGCGACGAAGAUGACAGCUCCGAUGAUGAUGACGACAGCAGCUCCAGUUCCAGCUCCAGCAAUUCCUCCAGCUCGACCAGCUCCAUGCCUAGUUCCACCAGCAACUCCAACACCCAGCAGAGUCAGAGUCAAUUGGAGUCUGCGCACCCCAUGAGGUGCUUGCUUGCCGGACCGCAUCCAAACGAAUUCCAUCUGCAAAUGGCAGAUUCUCGGGAGUCUACUUCGAUUAUUCUACUGCAACCCUCCAUGAGUAUAACCCCUCUCAGUACUCCCGUGAGCCAUCCCAAUCCGCAUCUCCAUACGCCACCACCUCCGCUUCCCCCCAUGAGCAUCUCCCUGGAGCCUGCCCCUAUCAAACGCCGGCGCGGUCGUCGCAGCAAGGCGAACAAUCCUAUGCUGGACUCUGCAAUGGCCGCGAACCCAGCGGCGCAGAAAUGCUUUCAGUGCUCCCAUUGCGAGGCCAGCUUUCCCAAUGCUGGCGAUCUCUCCAAGCACGUGCGAUCCCACAUCACCAACAAGCCCUUCCAAUGCUCAAUAUGCCAAAAGACCUUCACCCACAUUGGCAGUCUCAACACACACAUAAGGAUCCACAGCGGAGAGAAGCCGUACAAGUGCGAGCUCUGUCCGAAGGCGUUCACCCAGUCCAGCAGCCUGAUGGUCCACAUGCGAUCCCAUGCCGUGCGCAAGCCGCAUCAGUGCGUGCAAUGCGACAAGGGAUUCGUGAACUACACCUCGCUCCUGCUGCAUCAGAAGACGCACACGGCGCCAACGGAGACGUUUGCCUGUCCGGAGUGCGAGAGGGAGUUCAAAGCGGAGGCGUUGCUGGACGAGCACAUGAGAAUGCACACCCAGGAACUGGUUUACCAGUGCGCCAUUUGCCGCGAGGCCUUUCGCGUCAGCUCCGAGCUAGUCCAGCAUAUGAAAAACCAUAUGGGCGAGAAGCCGUUCACGUGCUCCCUCUGCGAUCGCUCCUUCACCCAGUCGGGCAGCCUCAACAUACACAUGCGCAUUCACACCGGCGAGAAGCCCUUCCAGUGCAAGUUGUGCGACAAAUGCUUCACGCAGGCCUCUAGCCUCAGCGUCCACAUGAAGAUACAUGCUGGCGAGAAGCCCUUUCCCUGCCACAUCUGCGGCAAGUCCUACAGCCAGCAGGCAUAUCUGAAUAAGCACAUCCAGAGCCACAAUCGAGCAGACACAGUCCCAGGGGUGACCUCUGCGCCGGUGCCCAUACAGCGACACGAGACACUGGUGUGCAUUGUCUGCGGGUCGUUGCAUGCCGACGCAACCGCCCUGGCCUUGCACGUGACCAGCCAGCAUGCGGCUCUUUUGGACAACAUAAAGCACACUGCGAUGCCAACACCAGCUCCGUUGGAUGGCAAGUGCAGCCAGAUGCAGCAGCAGGCUUACAUGCAGCGCGUUCAGUCGAUGCUACAGCAGAUGAACCAGCAGCAGCAGCAGCUGCCAGCCAUGGACUCCACUGGGGAGGACGAGGAGGAUCCCGAGGAGGAGGAAGAUCUCGAAGAGGAGGAGGAGGAGGAGGAAGACGUAGACGAGCCAGAGUCGCUGCCAGAGGCCGAUGAUUGCGAGCCCAGUGUUUCUGCUUCCGAACAAGAGACCGUUAUGGACUCGGACAUGUAUUACGAGGAGUUUGCCGACAUGGACGUGGGCUGCCAGGAGGAGGUGUGCGGCGACUAUGUCGAUAAUGAGGAAGAGGUCUACACCGAGGAGUUCAUCUAAAUAUAAGUUGCUUACCGUUUUGGCCAUCGACUUUAAUUGUCCCGCAUAUUUAUAUUUACAAGGAAUGUGGAUCGGCUCGCGAAUUGUCUACUCGGCAGAUCUUAUCACAUUUUAGGAUCCAAUUCUCGAUUCUCGAGCCUCGAGCCGUUUGCAUUCCACGCCUUAUCACAUUUUGCUCAUCAUUAUCUUGUAUUUUUAAGUGGAGUCGUUAUUUAUUUGAAUCUACCAGAAACUUGUUCUGUAUCUAGUACUAGUAAAACAUCUCAUGUUUGUCCAUCCUCCCUCUGGUAGCAGGUGCCACUUUUCAUAUCAACUAAGAAUUACAUUACCCAGAGUCUAGAACACUCCUGUCCUGGGAUGGAUGGAUGCAUUGCAUUGUAUUGCACAUUAUCUUGUAAAGGUAUUACAUUUUGUUAGUAUUAAGACUACUCUAAAGUAAGAGAAAGAGUAAGAGUAAGAGUACGCUGCUCAUUUAGGCGCGUCUCCUAAAUGAUGUUCCCCAUUCCCGAUCACCACGUUGAGCUACAAACUGAAAGCUUCGACAAUUCCACUCUGCAUAAUUCCCAAUCCAAUAUACAUACAUAUAUAUGUAAAGUCGCCUUGGAGCACACCCUGAAGAGAUUACAUUAAUCGUUACUG
This is a messenger RNA of Drosophila obscura, 3239 nucleotides long. Its product is annotated as zinc finger protein 572. The coding region runs from base 507 to 2600 and encodes 697 amino acids. The record is from RefSeq and is a predicted model, not a curated record. NCBI's taxonomy places the organism in Eukaryota, Metazoa, Arthropoda, Insecta, Diptera, Drosophilidae. The transcript is spliced from 3 exons.